Messenger RNA from Eucalyptus grandis, 1823 nucleotides. Its product is annotated as amino-acid permease BAT1 homolog. The record is from RefSeq and is a predicted model, not a curated record. The transcript is spliced from 7 exons. Gene Ontology annotation, molecular function: transmembrane transporter activity. The coding region runs from base 78 to 1610 and encodes 510 amino acids. Gene Ontology annotation, cellular component: membrane. Gene Ontology annotation, biological process: amino acid transport; transmembrane transport. NCBI's taxonomy places the organism in Eukaryota, Viridiplantae, Streptophyta, Magnoliopsida, Myrtales, Myrtaceae.
ACAAACUAAGCACGAGCUUCUGAGUUCAUAUUGGCCAGCACCGGUGAGGGGGAAGAGCUCUAUCUGCGUUUUCCGUGAUGGAUUCCGGCGAAAAGCGUCUCAACGAGCUCGGAUACAAGCAAGAACUCAGAAGAGAGAUGACAAUGUUCAAGACACUUGCACUAACGUUCUCGAGCAUGGCGGUGUUCACGGGGACGCCGCUGUACGGGGCGAGCCUGCAAUAUGCGGGACCUGCGAGUUUAAUAUGGGGUUGGGUCGUGGUCUCGUUCUUCACUUGGUUUGUAGGGCUUGCCAUGGCUGAGAUCUGCUCCUCCUUCCCUACCACUGGUUCACUUUAUUUCUGGGCGGCCCAUAUGGCCGGACCGAGAUGGGGACCAUUUGCAUCGUGGUGCUGCGCAUGGCUCGAAACCAUUGGUCUAGUUUCGGGGAUAGGUGCUCAGGCAUAUUCAGCAGCACAGACACUACAGAUGAUCAUUUUGCUGUCGACCGGAACAAACAAAGGAGGAGGCUACUUCGCUUCUAGAAGUAUAUUCCUGUGCAUGUACAUUGGCUUCGCCCUAGUAUGGGCUGUUCUCAACACUUUUGCACUCAAAGUCAUUGCUUAUCUGGGCAUCAUUUCAAUCUGGUGGCAGGUUUUGGGUGGCGUGGUAGUGAUUAUAGGGCUUCCUCUGGUGGCGAGGCCGACGCAAUCAGCUUCCUAUGUCUUCACUCACUUUGAAUUGUCACCGGAAUCGACUGGCAUUAGCAGCAAACCAUAUGCAGUGAUUUUAUCUGUGCUUCUCAGCAACUACUGUUUAUAUGGCUACGACACAGCUGCUCAUCUCACUGAGGAAACCAAAGGAGCUGACAGAACUGGCCCUACCGCCAUUCUUUCUAGCAUCGGCAUCAUCACGUUCUUCGGAUGGGCGUAUAAUCUUGCUCUCACCUUCAGCAUCAAGGAUCCAAACUACUUAUAUGACUUAAACAAUGAGACAGCAGGAGCACUUGUUCCUGCGCAGAUCAUUUACGACGCAUUCCACGGGAGGUUUCACAGCUCAACCGGAGCUGUCAUAUAUCUCUGUAUCAUCUGGGGAUCCUUCUUCUUUUGUGGACUUGCGGUGACUACAAGUGCUGCUAGAGUAGUUUAUGCACUCUCCAGAGACAAUGGAAUCCCAUUCUCACCAAUCUGGAGACGAAUCCAUCCAAAGCACAAAGUCCCAUCCAAUGCUGUAUGGCUCUGUGCAUCGAUUAGCAUACUUCUAGGGCUUCCCAUACUGAAAGUGAAUGUGGUUUUCACAGCCAUCAUUUCCAUCAGUACCAUUGGUUGGGUGGGCGGAUACGCAGUUCCGAUUUUCGCGAGGCUUGUGAUGGUCGAGGAGGAUUUCAAACCGGGACCGUUCUAUUUGGGCAGAGCAAGAAGGCCAAUCUGCUUAGUGGCUUUCCUGUGGAUAUGUUAUACUUGUUCAGCGUUCCUACUCCCGACUACGUACCCAAUUGAGUGGAAAAAUUUCAACUAUGCGCCUGUCGCAUUGGGUGUUGUCAUGGCACUAGUAAUGCUGUGGUGGUUGUUGGAUGCUAGGAAAUGGUUCAAGGGGCCGGUAAGGAACAUCGAUGAACAAAAUGGAGAGUGAAGGAUUUCUGUUGCGACGGAAAGAUAACAAAAGGCGGGGGGUGAACAUUGCUCUUCCAUUGUGUGAUGCCAUAUGCUGAACUAAACUUUUGUCAAAUUUUCCCCCAAAAUACAUAUCCUCUCCAAGCUGUUUAAGAAGGCAUCAAGAGUAAACAUCAGACGUUUAUAACUCAGUUGAAUCCUGUGGUACUCAUUGCACUUUUUCCUGAUUCCA